CGGUUCCUUGGUUUGGAGAGAGAGAGAGAGAGAGAGAGAGAGAGAGAGAGAGAGAGAGAGAGAGAAAAUAAAAUAAAAAAAAUGGGGAGAAGAUGGCGAGGACCUCAGGCUGGGGAACCAUGAAAGAUGAAGUGAAACGACCAGUUGAAUGUUGCCACUAUGUGUGGUCGUGUGAUUGAGCUGGGCUCCUCCACAUGGGAUCUCUCUUCCUCCUACUGACUUGCCGUAGUUGCCCCAAUUUCACCAUGAGACGAUCUGUCAGGUGCUUGACCUCUGUGCCCUCAUACUGGCACCAUUGUUGUGCCGCGUGAGCGCCCCCUCUCCUCCGGCAGUUACUGCACGGAAUGGCCUCUCUGGACCUGCCAUACCGCUGUCCUCGCUGCGGGGAGCACAAGCGCUUCCGAAGCCUGUCGUCCUUACGUGCCCACCUGGAGUACAACCACACGUACGAGACCCUCUACGUCCUCUCCAAAUCCAACAGUGUGUGUGAUGCUGCUGCUCUGCUGCCACUAGUGGCUGAGGGAGCCCUCCUCACACCUGCCAACAACAACGACCCCUUUGAACCCCUUCGGCCUUCGGCUUUAAAGGAACGUCGCUUCCCUUGCCGUGAGCUUCCCUGUGCGGACGACCUUAGUUUGACCCCGGCUAACUCAAACACUGCAGCCAGGUAUAUUCCCAAUGUGGAGUUCCCCCUGGGGGAGAUUUUUAUGAAGAAAGCCAUGACAUCCGCAGACCCAGGUCCUCAUGGAAACCCCAGCACAGCUGUAGCAGUGGCAGCCAAUGUAGCGGCCAGUGCAGUGGAGGCAGCCUAUGAGGAAGGCCUGGCCAGGCUGAAGGCACGGGCGUUUGAGCGGCUGGAGCUGGAUGAAAGGCUGGAGAAGCUGUCUGAAGAGGUGGAGCAGAAAAUAGCGGCCCGCGUAGGUCGUCUUCAGGCAGAGCUGGAGAGGAAGAGCUCUGAGCUUGAGCGGGCCAAGCAGGAGAGCGAGCAGCUGAGCCAGGAGAAACAAGACCUGGAGGACAAGGCCUCCGAGCUCUCUCGGCAGGUGGAUGUCUCUGUGGAAAUGCUAGCCAACCUCAAACAGGACCUGGUGAACAAGGAGGAGGAGCUUACUCAUAAACAACAGGAAGUCGCCCAGAUUGACCAGUUCCUUCAGGAGACGGCGGCACGUGAAGCCAAUGCCAAAGUGCGGCUGCAGCAGUUCAUUGAGGAGCUCCUGGACCGAGCGGACCGCGCCGAAAAACAGCUGCAGAUCAUCAGCAGCUGCGGCACCACACCGAACGGCAGCCUGGGACGCUGCAGCCUCCAGGCCUCAAAAGGCAACGGACGCCAGAGAAACUCCAGCCUCUCUGGGAGCACAAGAGGCAUGUACCAAGUGUCAGACCGGCGUUCCUCCCCCAGCACAGGAGCAUCAGGGCGGAUCAAGUCCGUCUCACAGGGCUCUGGAGGUUAUGACAGUGACAGCGUGGAGAUGCAUCCCAUGGAGGAGUGUCCCGAGGCUCAGUACUAUCACAUGCAAUGCCGGCUGGGUGAGGGGGGUUAUGAGCGCUCCCCUGGAUGUGGCGGUGGUGGAUCAAGGAACUGGGGGCUUCGUAAACAGGCUAUCCAGAACUGGCAGCGGCGACCUUACAGGAACAGCACUGAAGGCGAGGAAGGAGACGUGUCAGACGUGGGCUCCCGGACCACCGAGUCUGAGGUGGAGAUGUGGGAACAAGAGAGGAGAGCUGUGGCUGAAGUCCAGCAGUCAGCCGCUCCCUAUCCUCACCACGGCAGGGCGGGAUAUCGCCCUAACACAGGUCGGUCUGAUGGGGUCUACAAGCCAUGCCGCCAUGAAAAGAGCCCGUCUAAAUCCAACGAAGUGAUCAGUCCAGAGAUCCUGAAGAUGCGUGCAGCUCUCUUCUGUAUCUUCACCUACCUGGAUACUAAAACCCUGCUGAGAGCUGCUGAGGUCUGCCGUGACUGGAAGUUUGUGGCCCGUCACCCAGCCGUGUGGACCAGAGUGCUGCUAGAGAAUGCUCGCAUUUCUUCCAAGUUCCUAAGUAUAAUGUCUCAGUGGUGCACUCAGACGCACUCCCUCAUCCUGCAAAACCUCAAACCAAGACAGCGGGGAAAGAAGGAAACCAAGGAGGACUAUGUGAAAAGCACACGUGGCUGUCUGGAGGAAGGUCUGGAGGCGUUGUUAAAGGCCACAGGAAGUAACCUGCUGAUAUUGAAGAUUUCACACUGCCCCAACCUGCUGACAGAUCGCUCCCUCUGGUUGGCCAGCUGCUACUGCCGAGCUCUGCAGGCUGUCACCUAUAGGAGUGCCACAGACCCAGUUGGUCAGGAGGUGAUCUGGGCCCUCGGAGCAGGUUGUAGAGACAUCAUCUCCCUACAGGUGGCGCCACUACACCCAUGCCAACAACCUGCUCGUUUCAGUAACCGAUGCCUGCAGACAAUUGGAAGAUGUUGGCCACACCUCCGCGCUCUUGGUGUGGGCGGGGCUGGAUGUGGCAUUCAGGGCCUGGCCUCUCUAGCGAGGAACUGCAUGCGCCUGCAGGUGCUGGAGUUGGAUCAUGUGAGCGAGAUCAACCAGGAGGUGGCAGCAGAGGUUUGCAGAGAGGGCUUGAAAGGUCUGGAGAUGCUGGUGCUCACCUCCACACCAGUUACCCCCAAAGCCCUGCUCCACUUCAAUAGUGUUUGCCGCAACCUGAAGUCCAUCGUGGUUCAGAUCGGUAUAGAAGACUACUUUGAGGACCCCAACAGCCCUGAAGCUAGAAAACUCUUUGAUGAGAUGGUUAAUAAGCUGCAGGCUCUGAAGAAGAGACCCGGCUUCUCCAAAAUCCUCCACGUGAAAGCAGACAGUCUCUGCUAACAUCUUUUGUGCAGAUUCUUCGACUCUUGGAAAGGCGCCAUCUUGGCUCCAGUCAAUCAAAAAGAUCCAGCUGUUUUGAGCCCACUCCGCUGGGUUUGAAUACGUCUGCAGCACCGACAGAAACAACAGAAGAUCGCCAUGAUGAACAGGGGGCCGAGGCUCAAUGUGCAUAAUCCUCAAGUACAACCUUCAAACAGAAAAAACUAAUUCACUAUUCCAGUAAGGGGAAAUCAGUAUCUCCCUCAUGUUGACUGAAACCAGUCAGGAGGCUUAUUUAGGCUAACAAUGGCACUUAUAUAUCACACAAAAGGCCCGUCUAAUACUUCACAGACUCAAAUAGCCCAACAAAACUAUCCGAUUCCUCUUUCUCAGUCCUUUUUUGCUUUCACCGUAAAAAUGGAUCGUGUCGUCGCACAGAGCCAGAUCCAUUUCUUGAAACGCCUGGAGCCAGGUGACAGCGCUGUAUUUAACUGUCUGCAUCUACAUUGUGCUUGACAUAUACUUAAGACUACCUUCAACACCAUCAGCUCGUGUGGGCAGGAGCACAUUAUAAAGCAUACAUACUUUCCGCAGAAGUACAAGAUUAAGAGUCUUGAGACAGGCGCUUUGUGUUUGUGUGCGUGCGGAUGUGUGAAUGCAUACAGCUGAGGAUUUAAUAAAUGGUUUUCAAACCUGCCUGACCCGAACUACUAUGUGUUGGAGCAGGACAACGGACAACUUUCAACACUUACUGCUUCCCACCCAGAACAGAAACAUGCUGCACCAGCUCCAGUGGAGAGAGCAAGGACAGCACUCCCUGUAACACGCAGACCUUGACAGUCUUUUAGCCACUGCAUGGCAGCGAUGCAUUUAGCCUCUUCUACCGUCCUCUGCUUCCUCAUGUGAACAGCAUCGUGUCACAAACCUAGACUUUUCGAUGGUUGUAGUAUCUUUAGACGGAAGAUGAUCCAUAAUGCAUUUCUCUCAAAAAACUGGUGCCAUUUGUAACAGUGUCUGUCCUCAUUCCAGUGAGUUUUCUCCAAUGUGCCAUUUGUGAGGGAGGAGGGACCAUGUAAGCGGUUUAAUCUCUUCAAAUCAAAAUUAACUUACAUUAUUGGAAUUUGACUUGAGUGGAAGCAGCUCUUACUGAACAUAAGGGUUGUUGUGUUUCAUAUGGAACAUGGUCUCCAGGUGUAUACAGGUGUUACAGUGUUUAUAUAUCAUACUAAACAGUGCCAUUCCUAUAAGUAGUGCUUGCCAUGGCUGAAGCCCUGAACAACUUUCAGCUGUCAUCCUCUGGCUCCCUCUGCUGGGUUUUCUGAGCACUUACACAGCCAAUGACCAGCUGGUGUGAUAUAACACUUUGUACUCUUUGCAGCAUGGAACAUGUGUUACCUUUUACUAUUUUGCAGAACUCAAAGCCAAGGGAUCAGCUCUUCAGUAUCACCUUCAAAUUAGGAGUUUGAUUUGGUGCAAUUCAUGGCGACAGUUUAGUUCAGGGUACGUUGCAGAAAAUCUCAAUAAGUAUAAGUAGCAAUACUUACCAUGGCGACACAUAUUGUUCACUUCUCGUGCUGCAGACAACUUAAAGGGGAGAUCCAACAAUCAAGAUCAGUUUAAAUAUAUAAAGAGUACUACUCAGUCUGUGAACAGCUGUAAAUGUCUUCUAUGGGCUCUGGAGGAGCUUUGUCAAGUCUGAAAAUAAUCUUCAUAAUAUCAGUCUUAUCUCAGCUUUGAAAUUACAAAUUUGCAACACAGAAACCUGCAUUACAAGCUAGCGACAUGUUUGAAAAAUGUGUUUACAAGGCGUAGAAGGUCGAUAGAAAAGACUCAGUAGGAAGGGAAGGAUCCAGAAUGUUUGUAGCUUGACCCACACUAGGGACCAAAAGUCAAGAUUUUUCUGCCUCUGAUGCACCGUUUUUUAAAAAUCAGUCACUUUAUGAAAGUGCAAUACAAAAUCACUGGAGUACCCCUUUAAACAGAGCUCGUGUUAGACGCUUACAAUCACAUUGAUUCAAAGAAAUCAUGCACACCGUUUUGAAACAGGUUGAAAAAUGAUUCACACAUAAGGCAGAAAUUUACGUCUCUUCCCCUCGCGACACGCCUACCAUAGGUUGCUUAAAGGUCCAAUGUGUAACAUUUAGGAGGAUCUAUUGGCAGAAAGGGAAUAUAAUAUUCAUAGGUAUGUUUUCAUUAAUGUAAAAUUACCUGAAAAUAAGAAUCAUUGUCUUUUUGUUACCUUAGAAUGAGCUGUUUUUAUCUACAGUAGGAGCAGGUCUUCCUCUACGGAGACCGCCAUGUGAACCACCUUGUUUCUACAGUAGGCCAGAAAGGACAAACCAAACACUGGCUGUAGAAAGGGCCUUUUAUGUUUUCACUAAUGUUGCAACCACUGUAGUCUCUCCUACAUGCUUGGAAGGCGAGCGCCCUUUAGUUGGUUGCAAUCUGCAACUUCACUGAUAGAAGCCACUAAAUCCUACACACUGGUCCUUUAACAAGUUGUUCGUUUUUACCUGGCACACUUCAUUUGUCACAAGGCAACUAGCCUUGUCUCUGCAACACAUCUUAACAUUCGUGGGCGGUGAUUUCAACAGAGCAAGGUGACAGUUUCCAGGAAUGCUGAGGAGGUGUCAUGUGGGCUCUAAAAUUCAAAAACUCACUGACGAGGAGAGCUAUGAGCUGCUGUUUGUGGUCUCUGCUUCAUUGUCAAAAAAAUGUUUAUGAGGACUUGUGUAGCUGCAUAUUGUAGUGAUGAUGUUGCAGGUCAGUGUGUGAGAACAGUUGUGGAUGUGCAUUUCUUCAUGUUCUUCCAGUACUGCGUAUUAUUAUCCUACACUGGGACUGAUUGUCUGCUCGGUUUUCAUUGGGGGAGAUGUGUUUGUGGGAAAGGUGUAAAACUUUGCUGACACAACAGAGAAAAACACAAAGCACUUGUUGAUUUUGAGUUUUAGACAAUCCUGCCUUCGCUAUCAGCUACUCUGUACAUAAUGUUUGUAAAAAACAACAACAACAAAAGCCAGAAAAAAAAGGACCAACAUUUGAUGUUAUAUAAUAUUAAGGUCAUAACUAUGAGUGGAAAAAGUUGAAGUUUACAGUUCUUCAUUCUGUAAGCAUUUUCUCUCCAAAGGUGAAUGAAAGAUAAACAUAGAGAAUUAUAUUAUGUAUAACAUUAGUGUUGAAAUUGCAGUUGUGUAUUAGAUACUUUAUAUUAAAUGUGCAUCAGAGUCAUAUAGAGAUGGAAAUUAUUUAAGAAGAGGAUAAAGAUGAUAAUUCAGCUAUUUAUUUCUAUAUAAAAAAGAGCGAUGUGUAUAAUGUUGGCAUGUUUGUGUUCAAGCAUCAAUCAUUAAGUUGCCUUCUUAACUGUUCUGCUACUGUGACAAGAAAAUUAUUAGAUGUUUAAAGAGCUUUGAUUGCCUGCAGGUUAAUAACGUUUCUCUUCAUUUGAUCCAGUCUGUUGUUGCACUAGUGAAAAAAAAAGAAGAUAUUUCAGAUGUUUAUUAUAAGAGUGUUGUUUUUAAUGUUCAGCUAUUUCUCAGUAUUUGACAAAAUAUGAUGCACUUUUUUCCUGAACACUUUGGUCGUCAGUUACGUCAGAAACCACACAGGUUUCUGUCCGCGGGAUGCCUGGCGGCGUUUUGUGGUGUGGUAUGAAACCGGCUGUUCACUCACAAGUUCGGUCUCAUGGCAAGAAGAUUUCAGAAAUACAACGAUUACAUAUGAACUUCUAUGCGUGAACAGACGUACAGUUAGCCUCUCUACUCUUGCACCAUCUCUCGUAUCUCAUCGCUUGGGAAGUUAAAGAUUGAAACUGAUUCAACUACAUUGAAGUGCUUUUUAGGUUCAUUGCCAAUAUGACCUUAUGCUCACCUGUGUAUUCUUUACCGUCUUUGUUUUAGCUUUUGCAUUAUUACUGUAGAUUUCAUGCUCAUACUAACAGUGCAUUUGCUUUAUUGUGAAAAUGGACCUGCUGAAGACGUUACAGAGCCUGUGUACUCUGAAACUGCAGAUUAGAGGUGCCAAGUACGCCAGAAUAAUCUUUGGCUUACAUCUCCAUUCUCUGCCUCUCCAAAUAUAAAGCAGAAUAAUUUAUUUUUUGAUUCAGAACUGAAGCAUCACUUAUAAACCACGGUGCUUCAUCAUUUGAAAGUUUGAAAUCAGGCUUCAUUCCUCCUCUGUUGCAGUUACACCCAUUUAUCAUACUGUGCAAUUGAAAAACAGUGUCUGAGUGUUCAUGUACCUCUCUGUACAUAUUUUAUGUAUGAAUGAUUGUACUCUGCCCAUUCAUCUGAAUAGUAUUUUACACAUUACCUCAACACUUAUCUGGGCAAUUAAGUGUGCAGUUUGUCUUUGUACUUUUUUCAUUUUUGACCGCCAUCGACAGGUACGCCAGUUGAUCCACGAACUUCAUCCAUGUUGCUACAACGACAAAAUGGAUACCAUUGCUGAAAAACCGUUCCCAAAAGAUGAUCAGCCUUCUACGAUGACUGCAAUAGAUGGAAAUGUUUUACAACUCAUUUUCACUCAUUUGUUGUCAUCAAUAAAAAUUGCUUUAAAUUA
Molecule: messenger RNA, 7388 nt
Organism: Dicentrarchus labrax (European seabass)
Lineage: Eukaryota; Metazoa; Chordata; Actinopteri; Moronidae
Gene: fbxo41
Product: F-box protein 41
Exons: 14
Coding region: 345-2852 (835 amino acids)
Molecular function (GO): protein binding
Source: RefSeq, a predicted model, not a curated record